Messenger RNA from Strongylocentrotus purpuratus (purple sea urchin), 8657 nucleotides. RefSeq names its product von Willebrand factor A domain-containing protein 3B. Lineage: Eukaryota; Metazoa; Echinodermata; Echinoidea; Camarodonta; Strongylocentrotidae. The record is from RefSeq and is a predicted model, not a curated record. The transcript has 32 exons. Bases 400 to 6552 code for a protein of 2050 amino acids.
GGUCGUUGUGUGUACAAGAGCCCAGCAACUGGUAGCGGCACCUGACAACCACGGAAAUCCCACCGAGAGUCCCCGCAAUUUUCUGAUUUUAUUUCGUUUGAAAGGAUUUUAGACCUCAUACGUCAGACAUAAUGGCAGUCCAACACUGUUGAUUCUGACAGAAAUCUAUGUAAUAUUUUGAAUUUUAAAUAUUGUGUUGUUUUUUUGUGGUCGAAUGAGAUAUUUCUGCCGUGCCUGUUGAGUGUUGAUACGGAGCUCACUUCCAGAUCUCGCCGCCGGGCCAGAGCCAUGGCGUGCAUUGUGUAAUACACGGGCAGAGUGCAGUGUUGUUGUUCUGUGCUGUGUGCCACGCAUGGAGUAGUUGAAUCCAACUUGAAGAGUGCACAUGAUUUUCAGACCAUGUAUGAAAUAGAUCCAGCAAAUGUUCGUUCUCCUAGGGACUUUGAAAACCCCAAAUUUGAUUUGGGCCCUAGGAGAAGUCCUUCAUCUGGCAGCAAAGUUCAGCUAACCUUUGAAGAGAUGUCAUCGGUCAUCAAAUUAAAACCUCCUCCCAAGACGACAUGGGAACCAGACGUCAGGGCUAUGAUCUCGGCCAAGAAGUGGCUCAGUACCUACGGUUUGAAGAGGAACAGACUUAAACUAGACCAAAUCCUUGGAACCAUUGGAUUCAAGCACAGUGAUGAUUUUGAUCGCUCGCUGAAGAAGCCCGUCUGUUCUCGCUACGGCGAGGGUUUGUUUACACGGUUUCCAAGGAGAGACGGCAAGAUAUACAACGUGAAUGUGAAAAUAAGUAAGGAGAAGAUCAAGCAGAUAGAGAAUAGUCUUGCUCAAGCUAUCAACCUCUACAAGCGUCGUAUUGACUGGCUGACCAGCGAGAGUAGACGUCUGUUUGGAGUCAUAGAGGAGCAUUGUGUCUGUAUCGUGAUAGACGUUAAGACCAACUCACCAAGUCACUUUGAUCAUUGUCGCAAUGCACUCAUCAGAGUUCUAGAAGAUCAGGUUUCACAGGUUGCCAAGUUCAAUCUCAUCAGGGCUGCUCAAGACAUGGUCAUGUUUCAGCCGCACGCAGUAGCGGUCACGAAGGAUUCUUUGAACCAAGCUAUGGAAUGGGUUAGAACCCUAGAUGGUGUAGCGGCUACUACCGAGACCAGUGCAUGUGAAGGAAUCCUCAAGGCAUUCACAGAUAGAAAUAUUGAAGCAGUAUUUCUGUUCUCAGAAGGAUCAUCAGCAAACACGGCCAUGGAGCUAACAUUCCAGAAAGUACGAGGAUGCCCUCUCCCUGUCAAUACGGUUGCAUUCAACAGUGCAGACUCAACCACAGUUCACUUUCUAAAAGACCUAUCACAGCUCACCGGGGGCAGGUUCCAUGCCUUUGCCUUCAACAAGCUUGACUCUGACGUGAACGGGAACAGCUCCUACAACCAUGACACCAAGGCUCCCCUGAGUGGGGUUCCCCCUGGGGCGGGGACCAGGGAGGACGUGGUGAGCAUGUGGCAGGAGCUGGAGGAAGCCAGAGCGAUCUUGGGGGAGGUACAAACCAUCGUGGAACAUGUACCGGACACCAGGCAGGAUGUUCCAGAUGAAGUUAACGAGGAGACAAAGGGGCCACAGAAGGAGAGGAGCGAGCAGUACAUGAGCUCUAAGGAAUGGCUGGCCAAGCGAGGGCUCAAGACUCGUAAACUAGACCUGUACGACGUCCUGGCGACCUGUUCAUUUAGACAUUGUGACGGUGUAGUGGACAUCAAACAGGCACCUCAUACUGAUUAUACAGAUGCUGAGACAAGAAGAACGUUGGUGAAUGCCAAGUACUGUGACAAGUUCUGUCACUUUCAAUGGAAAGAUGGUACUAUCAAGCAUGUUCAUGUAACAGCAGAGGUUCACAGGGUCUACGAGAGGAAGAUGAAUGCUGCCCUCGGGGACCUACAAAGGAGGAUGGACUGGUUACAGCAGGGAAGCAGAGAACUGUUUGGGACCAUCGUAGAGGACCAGGUCUAUAUCCUGAUUGAUGUCUCAAACUCAAUGGAGAACCAUUUGGGUCUAGUCAAAGAGAAGAUGAUCAGACUCAUGCAGGAACAACUGAGACACAAGACCAAGUUCAACCUGGUGAAGUUUGGUAGUAAAGCAUCAGGAUGGAAAGACAGAGCCGUGGAGGUCAGUGAAAGUAGUCUACAGAGUGCAUGGCAGUGGGUCAGAGGUCUCGAGGUCGCGGGGUCAACCAAUACCCUCAUGGCUCUCAAGACGGCCUUAGCUGACACGGCCACUCAAGCCAUUUACCUACUGACCGAUGGCAGACCAGAUCAUCCCCCACCCACCAUCCUAGCUCAAGUGCAGCUUCGGAAGAGCAUUCCCAUUCACUGUAUCUCCUUCAACUGCAACGACCGUGAUGCGAACGACUUCAUGGCCUUGCUAUCGUCAGACACUGGAGGGCGCUAUCACUACUACGCAGAUGAUCUGGAGGCGGAGCCUGAAGGUCCGCAGCCUUUUGAGAGCGAGGACAGGCUGUUGAUUAGGGAGGAGGUCAAGAAAGGGCGGGACGAUCUGAAGAAACUUGCGGACUUACGAGGGCAGUGUGCACUGCUCGAUUGGAGCAACAAAAGCAGCAAGGAGAUGGGUUGUGGCAAGGACCAUGCCAUACCGAAGCGUCCCAUGUCAGCAUCAGGAGCUCGAUCAGCUUCCCAGAUCCUGAGCAGAGAUUCCUCUGGUACUCAGCUGCCCAAGACCAACCGACCCCAGAGUGCCAAGACAUACGCCCCUCGUCGCCCCAUGUCAGCCCUGAGUAUGACCUCCAACACCUCUCAUGAGUACUGCCAUCCCAAGGGACACAGCAGGACCACGACCUUCCCUCCUCGUCCUAGACCAUCCACUGCUAGACCAGCCACUGCUAAGGAGUUCAGGUCUAAGACACCAAACAUUGCAUACCACAAUAAGACAAGUUGGUUGAGGCUAAAGGGUAGUCUAGAUGGCUGGGCUGUACCAGAGACACAGGUCCUACUCAACAAGCAACAAGAGAGAUACAUCACUGCCUUGCAAGAUCUUGCAAAACAGCAGGAUAAAGGCAAGAAGAAGAAACUGAAGAAGAAAGCAGAUCCACUCCAAGUGUCCUCUAAGAGAUGGUUGAAGAAGAACGGUUUGAUUGCCAAGAAGCUGACCAUCUAUGAUGCUCUAGGGGGUACUAUGGUCAAACAGAAGGCCAAGUAUGUCCCUAUUCUUGAUAAAUAUGUCAUCUCGCAAGUCUUCAAUGAGGUUCUACCUCUAGCCCAUGUGACUGGUAACAAGCAAGAGAUUAACCUGAUCAACCCUGGAGCUGUAGAUCUCAAGGUUUACGAAGACAAGGUGAAGGCUGCCCUCACCCUCUACAGAAGAAGACUUGACACCAUCGUAUGGAAUGCGCUAUCACAAGAAGAGAGACACCAUCUGGAGCCAGAUUCCUUCCUGGACAAUCGCCAUGACUACAUAGAAGCCUUAGAGCGUCUUGGCUGGCCCAUCCCAGAGAAAGAUAUCAUCCUCCUGGAGGAGGAGAUGGAGAAGGGAGAGAGGUACCUCAGGAAGAGCGAGUCACUCAGGAAGCACAUCAGAGAGCAGAGGCUAGGUCAAAGUUCAGGAGGUCACAAGGUCAAAGACUCUAAGGCACCCACAGAAACCUCCAGGAGUAAAUCAAGGAUUGGUGGGUUUGAUGAGAUUGAUAGGGACAGUGAUGAGGAUGAGGAGGAUGAUGAGGAGGAUGAUGAGGAUGACGAUGAGAAGGAUUCCGAUGUGGACGAUGAGACGGGCAAGCUGGAAAGGACACCUCCUCCUAGCUAUGGUAACCGGAGCGCAUCAGACAAGGAUUCGUUGGAAUCGUCUUCGUCACCAGAGGAGGAAGACGAGUACCUGUCUUCAGAGAAAGAUAGUCAUGAAGAGGCUGGUUUGAGGCGAAGAAGCAGUGAGUUUAAGACCUCCCCCCAGAGCCAUGUGCAAAAGUCUAAGAAAGGUGUAACGAAGGGAAGGGGAGUGAAGACGAUGAAUCCGUUCAGCCAGGGUGCGCGGAUUGUAGGGAGGAGCAAGCAAGAUGGACUUUACUACCCAGGUGUGGUGGUGCGCGUCCCCAACGUGACUCAGAUUGAUGCAUUCUUCCCAGUGAUAGGUGAUAAAGUCAGGAUUUCAUCUUCAUCAGCAAUACAGCUCAAAGGAGCUCAGGCUCAACCAAAACUUAUUACUGGAGACUGUGUAAUGAUGAGGCAGGAUGCUGCAGAGGAUGAAGUAUGGAUACCUGGUAUGAUCAUGGUGGGUCCUCAAGAUGAGACCAGGCAAUCUAAGUUCUAUACCAUCGUCACUUACAAUGCUGAGAAGGUGAGCAUAAUGAGGAAUGCUCUGCUGAAGAUCUCCAAGGAGGAAUACAACUCAAUGGUUCGCUUUAUCAUGGAUGUACAAGGACCAUACAUGUCAAAGGAUGACAGGGAUAGCAUUGUCACCAUUGAUAAGCUCAAACGUCUGGCAGCACGAAAGAAUAAGUUAAAGCAGGAAGAAAAGGAAAAAGAUGAGAAAAGCAGGGAAGAGGAAGAAGAGAAGGAGGAGGAGGAGGAAGAAGAUUCUAGUGAGGAAGAAGAGGACCAAAAGAAGUCGGAGAGUGAUCAUUCUGAUACAGCUUCCAAUCAUUCAUCACAUCACAGUGAUCAUAGCGACAGAUCGGAUGAAGACGAAGAUCACCAUGAGAGUGAGAGCGAUAAAGAGAAUACCAAAGAUGAGCCUAGUGUAAUAUCAUCAGAGAUAAAGGAGAGAUUGGUUGAUUUACAACAGCAGCUGACAACACAACAUGAGGAAUAUAUCGGCAAUCAAAAGGCAAUGCAGGAGGAUCUUCAAGAUCAGAAGAAACAGACGGAAGAGUUCCAGAGAGCGGCAGAGAGACAUGAGGCUCUUCUGGAUGAACACACCGGUCUGAAGGAGAAGUAUGAUCGUAUCCAAGGGCGCUAUCAGAGGCUGAGGAAGAGGGCUGAAGCACUACUCAACAAACACAAUGUUUUGGAAGGUCAACAUACCCAGCUAGCAUCUACACAUAAUGAUCUUACUGACAGGCUUAGCAACAUACAGCAGGCUCAUGGAUCCAAGGAGGCGGAGAAUGAGACCCUGGCAAGCAAGUACCAGGAGCUGCUGGAGAAACUAGAUCAGAUGGAGCUGGAGAGGAGGGAGACCAAGGAGCAACUAUCUGGAGUACAGACUCAGAAGGAGGACCUGGAGCAGGAGAUAGUAGACAUGAAGAGACGAUCAGAGACAACGGGAGAUAGUGGAAUACAGACCAAAGGUGAGAUAAUAGACAUGAAGAGACGAUCAGAGACAACGGGAGAUAGUGGAAUACAGACCAAAGGUGAGAUAGUAGACAUGAAGAGACGAUUAGAGACAACGGGAGACAGUGGAAUACAGACCAAAGAGCUUACCAACAAGUCUACCAUUGAAGAUAAAGAAGAUGAUGAUGAAGAGGACAUCAAAGUCCCCUCUGAGAUGGGUAGCAUCCAGGAUGAGACCGGUAGUUUGGAGGAUGAUGCCAGAAGUGGUGAAGAUGCGGUGGAUAACGGUAGACAACCGACUGAUGAUGAUGACGAUGAUGAUGAGAAGGAGGAGGAGGAGGAGGAGAAAGGAGAAGAUGAUGUUAUUGUGUAUUCACCAGACUCUGGCUGGUUCAUUCAAGGUACUAUUAAAUCUCGGGCUGAUGAUGGUGAGUUCUACAUCGUUGAUGACAACAGCACUGUCUUGAAGGUUCCUGAGAAACUCAUCUUAAGAGAAAAACAAGUGGCCAACCAACCUCUUCAGGUCAAUGACACAGUGAUUGGUCGACACCCGGACUUUCCACCAAGCUAUGCCCCUGCUACCAUCCAGAGGGCGCUACCAGACCUCUGGUACCAGGUCCGGUUCUACAAUGGGGUGCUAGCCCAGGUACCCUCUGAACAUCUGUACCCUCUUGACCCCGCCCUUCAUAAGCAGGUAGUAGAGGAUAUAUUGAAGAAGGAGGAUGGAUGGGUGGGGCAUCCCGUAGUCGCAAGGAAGGAACAGGAUGGUCGAUAUUAUCUUGGUGUUGUGAAAUCGCGGAUUGAGCGUAGCCCUAUGUUUGAGUUGGAAUGGGCAGACGAGCGGGUCUCUGUUCAAAACAGUCGUCAUAUCUUUGGUUCCUUCACUCGUCGCCAGAAGAUGGCGCUAGGCGACUUCGUGCUGGCUAUGAUCAGCGAGGCUCUCAUGAGCUACCUCCCUGCGAAGGUCACAGGGGUCAGCGGAAACAAACUCACCGUAGAGUUCUGCGAUGGAUCAAACUUUAACACCAUCGACCCUGUCCAGUGCUACUGGCUGCCAGAAUCAUAUUACCACGAAGCAGAGGACUUCUAUCUCUCUAAGCAAGACAUUACCAAGGCAACGGAUAAUGGCAUGUAUCCCUCUUCAUCGGAAUCCUCCCAGUACUCCUUCAGUGAUGGAGGAGGAGGGAAGGACAAGAAGCAAAAGAAGAAGAGGAAGAAGGAAAGAAGAGGCGAUUCAGAUAUGUCCUCGUCAAGCAGUCUUCAAUCAAAAGGUUUUGGAUUCCUGGAUUGAGAGCAACCACUAAUGGAUGCAUGUUAAAGAUUUCAACACGUUUUUGUAGUUCAAUGUUGUUCUAACAAUUUCAGCAAUAAUUUCUAACAACAUUCCAUUUUUAGGGAAUUUUGUUAAGGUCAAGUAAGAGAAACAGAAAAAGUGGACACUAUAGGCAGGUGGCCUUUAUAGAGUAUAGAUAGGUGGCCACUUAGUCAGGUUUGACUGUACUUUAGAAUUCAAUUAUGUAAAACCUUGCCUGAAACAAAACAAGACAAUAUAAGGUGAAAAUAAAUAUUAAAAAUAAUGUAAAGUCAGUAGAAAAUACAAUGAGGACAUACUUUGGUUGGGAUCAAUAGAUUCAGAUUAAUAGUAUUUUUGAUAUUUGUGCACAUGGAAUUAGCAAUAAGAGCUUUCAAAAUUGAUAUUUUUCAUAAAAUGAUCAAAACAAUUCAAUCUGAUUCAUUCCAUCAAGAAAUGUGCGUUGUAAAUAUAUCCUAAAGUGAUUCAAUCACCCAAAUGUCAAGCAAACUUUGAGGGUAUGAAUAAUUGCCCUGUGUCUAUUUCCCUAGACAAGGUAUUUCACCUAUAGUUGUCUGACCUUACCCAGGGUUACAUGGCAGGGUUUAUUAAUUGAAAUGUGCAAAAUUACAACAACUAAAGUACGGACUAAAGCCAAGGUGAUAGUUUCAGAAAGUUGCAUAUUUAAUUUUUAAUUGAAAUAUGCUUAACAAAGAUUAUUUUUAACAUCAUUACUCUGUGGCAACUGGUUGUAAUAAUUCAUGGUGUCUAGAAAUAUAUCCUUCUUUUUUACUAGGAACUGCAAACCAAUUCUUACCCAUUUCUAUAUACAUAUGACACAAAACAAAAAAAUUAUAUAAAUGAACAUAUUUGUAUAUACAUGUAUAUUCAUAAUUCAAAUAUGGCUAGUGUUGUGAUGUUGCUGUCAGCUUUUCAUGAUGUUUCUUAUACAUACAGCUUAAAAAGAGUACAACGUUUACAAAUUGAUUUAUUUUUGUGGAGUGUUCAGUUUGAAAACAUAUUUGUGUACGUACAUAGAUUUUAUGAAAAGAUGGGAAAUGGAAGUAAAUAGAUGUACAUUUGACAUACCAUAAUGCUUUCACUUACAAUAUUGAAUACUAUUUUGCUCUUCCUUUAUACCGUUGAUAAUAUUAACUUUGCUUAUAUUUGUCUAGUGUGUGAUCUCUUUCCUUGAUAAAGAUGUUUGCUAGUAAGUUUCAUAAUAAUGUUAUACUAUUUUCAUUACUGAGUGUAAGAUAUGUAAAAUACAUGAUCGAGAUAUAUGAGCAGAAAGAAAAGAAAUAAUGGCAUUUACUAUCUGUCUUUCAUAGCAUAAAGGUAGAAAGCGUUUACAAGUGACGUAUGGUUUUACCCAGCAUUCGAUAUCCCUGGGAUAUUAUGCCGGAGGCUGUUGGAGUAAAAUGAUCUAUUCCGUCCAGAUAAUUAUCCAGGGAAAUUCUUUGUUUUCCUGAGACGUGCAAUUUAACUGUUGAAUGACGUUCAGAUAUGAUGCCUUGGUUUACUAUGUGGUCCUUUGAAUAGAUCACAUUACAGGUGGUAUUUGUGGGGAGAGGAACAGAGUAGAUGCCUUUUCACCCUUGGAAUACAUUAACAUAAAUUGCAAUUUUUUUUUUUUCUCAGCUCAGAAUAUCUCCUAAAAGAACUUUUUUUUCGGGGGAGAGGGGGGGGGGGGGGGUAAAUAGUCAAUUGUUGAAUUAAAGAAACAUUCCUAUCACUAGUUAAUAAUGAAAAGCAAUUUAUUAAUACUCUUUUAUUCUGUUAAUAGUGAUGGACGUUUAUAAAAAUUAUUAGCUUAACAUUUUCAUUUGAAUAUUUCUAAAUCAUUAUAAUGUUAUCCGCAUUUAGUCUUUCUACAAACGUUUCUAAAAAUCUGCAAAAAACAGGUAAAUAAUAAUAAAUUUAUAAUUCACUUAGGAUACAUGAGGGUUAUACUAAAUCCCAAAAUGAUUAAGAAUAGAUUAUUUCUCUGGUUGCAGUCAUUCUUUUUUGUUUUAUUCUGUAAUUUGUUUAUGCAAUAAAGCCUUCUUUGAACAUAGAUGUAAUAUUUUUUCUGUAUAAAUAAAAUGAUCAUGCAAGUAUGAAAA